Messenger RNA from Dictyostelium purpureum, 714 nucleotides. RefSeq lists its product as uncharacterized. NCBI's taxonomy places the organism in Eukaryota, Evosea, Eumycetozoa, Dictyosteliales, Dictyosteliaceae. Gene Ontology annotation, molecular function: protein heterodimerization activity. Bases 1 to 714 code for a protein of 237 amino acids. The record is from RefSeq and is a predicted model, not a curated record. The transcript has a single exon.
AUGGAUAAUCAUUUUAAAAAAGGAUUAAAGAAAAUAGUUUAUAUUAUUUCAAAUGAAAGGAAUCAAGUAAUUAAAUUUUCAACUACAACCAUUAAGGUUUUACAAAAUUUAAUAGAGGAUCUUUUAAAAAGAAUUAUUAAUCAAGCAAAACAAUAUAAUAAAAAUAUUUUAACACCAUCAAGUAUUCAAAAAUCAAUUAUGAAUAACAUAUUCAAAGAAUGUCCAGAGUUAUCAAAUGUGGUAUCACUACAAUGUAUGCAAUGUAUAUCAAGGGUUUCAUCAAUUUUAGAAAAUAACAGUAAACAAAAAGAAUCAGCCAAAGAAAAAAUUAAUUUAAAUACUAUUGCAGGAUUAAAUGUUUCAAUUUCUUAUAUUGUCUCAAUUAUAAAAUCAAUUGAUAAUAGUAUCAAGAUUAUCGAUUUAUCACCAAUUAUUUUAACAGCAAUUAUUGAUACAAUUUUAUUUGAACUUUGUGAAUUAUCAAGUUUAGAAUUAAUAAAUAGUAAUGUUAUAACUUCAAAUGGUCUAAUAGUAUCAAUUAAAAAAGAUUCAGAAUUAACAAAAAUUUUAAAUAUUAAAAAAGAUUAUAAAGAGAAUUCUAUAAAAAAUGAAGAUAAUGAGGUUAAUAAUAAUGGUUUUAAUGAAUAUAUAGAUGAAGAUUAUUUUAGUGAUCAAGAAAUUAAUGAUAAUUUCGAAAUCGAAAUAAAAGAAUAA